ACGCUUGCCGGGUUACGUCUCCUAUAUCGCGAAUCUGUCAAUUACUAGUGUUUCCACGUGCUGCGUGCGCUUUUCUCUUAACAUUUCCGCGCAUGUAUAUCUAUUAACAUUAUAUACAUAUAUAUUUGUAUACAUGUAGUAUAUACAUUUAUACAAAAUGUACAUUUCCGUCCAAACGUGCCUUUGUCUCGUUUGUUCUUUCAUUUAUUCACGAGAUCAUACAAAUGUAAACACUCCGUAACGUUCUUUCUCCGUCCUCUAGCCUUUACAAUUUCAUACUUUGAUUCAUAUACAAUAAUAUAUUCCACUGAAAAUUUAAACAAAACAAAAUUUAUCAAGUGUCAUGAUUCAUGAUAUUAUUUUUUAAAAAGUUAUAAAUAUGUAUACACAUAAUGUACUUACAUUUAAACUAACAAACAGAGAGAGGCAGAUUUAAAUUACAAUCCAAUUGUAUUUUUGUACUCAAUAAAUUAGUAAAAAAGAUAAAAUGCGGACUUUAUUAUUGAACCGGUGACGAACUUCAGUAAUGCUGUUAGCCCAGGGAGCUACUUCAAUAGUAACGAUUGCCGGUAUUGUUGAAGAGGAGGAAUACGCCAACAGUGAGGCACACAGCGGUCGAUACGAUGGCUACGUAACUGAUCACACGGAUCUUGGAUCCGAAAUUGAUAUCGACGAGUCUGAGUACCGACGUGAACUUUUAAAUGACAAAUGGCGAAUGCUAUUCGACAAGUUCGAUCCAGAGGGUUUUGGAGAAAUACCACGGGAGGAUUUUCUGCAGGCUUUAACAAGUCCCGAAUGGAGAGCGGAAAUCCCAGUGAACAAACGGGACAUUCUUCUGGCCCGUGUAAAGGAAUCUCUCGCCGACGCCAUCACGUUUCAGGACUUCGUCAAUGUGAUGAGCGGAAAAAGAACGAGAAGUUUCGAGUGCGCAGUUCACCAUCGUGACAGAGAAGUCUACUCCGAAAAUGAUUUCCAUCUUCUGAUUCACGAGCCCCCACUUUUCCACAGGAUGGUGCGCAUGAUUGGCGAUGAAUUUCUAACCGAGGAACGGGACAGAAAGUAUUACGCUGAUCACUAUACCUGCUGUCCGCCUCCACUUUUCAUUAUCCUUAUUACCCUAGUUGAGCUGGGUUUCUUCACGUACUACACAGUGGCGAUGGGUGAAGUAAAUCCGUCUGGACCGGUACCAAUUGACAGCGUUUUCAUCUAUCGACCAGACAAACGUCUUGAGCUCUGGAGGUUUGCCUUCUACAUGUUUCUACAUGCUGGGUGGUUACACCUGCUGUUUAACCUGGGGGUACAGGUGGUCGUGGGACUUCCCCUUGAAAUGGUGCAUGGGAGUUUGAGGAUCGCUGCAGUCUACAUGGCCGGAGUUUUAGCCGGUUCACUGGGAACGUCAGUUUUUGACACAGAUGUUUACUUAGUCGGCGCUAGCGGUGGAGUUUAUGCUCUUCUAGCAGCUCAUCUGGCGAACGUCCUGCUUAACUACAAUAACAUGGAGUUCGGAAUUGUUCGGCUGAUCGGGAUCUUCAUCAUUGCCAGUGCAGACGUGGGCUUUGCUAUCUACGACAGGUACGCGGCCGAACAGAUGGGCCCACCUGUCUCGUACGUGGCGCACCUGACGGGGGCGCUGGCCGGACUCACCAUUGGUCUGCUCGUCCUCAAAAACUUUGAGCAACGAUUGCACGAACAGCUACUGUGGUGGGUCGCCCUCGGUGUCUACGCAGCCUGCACCAUAUUUGCCAUCAUGUACAAUCUCCUCCAUCCUGACUAUCCCUGACGUGAGGUCAGCUUCGCGUAUGGUGUUCCCAGACACACGUAACGCGAAGCUGCGUUCAAGGAUCUCAUUGUCACGUCCUCACUAAUCGUCUUCAAGCUCGUGAGAAUGACCGUCAUUGUCAUCAACAGAACGCUGAGAACGAAAGUGUCGAGGGUGGCGACGUUUUUAAAUUUCUGUGGCAACCUGGGAGAAAGGUGAUGAUGAUGAGGCCAGUGGAAAAUGUACCAAAGAAAAUAAUCCAAGGAGUAAAAACAAAAUAAAAUAAAAGUAAAAAUAAAAAUAAAAAAAAAAUAAAUAAAUAAAUAAAUAAAGUAGAAUCCGGCAGCAGUAGUCGAGUGUCUGAGCUGCAGGUCCAGCCGUCAGGCGUUACGUCUUACACAAAACAAUUUAACCCGACGUCAGGACACCCGGGUUUUGGAAAAAGUAAAACUCCCUCGACGACUGCCAGUGAAUAAAUCUGCUGGAGAGCAAGAAGAAUGGAUGGAAACGUACAUCUCUAAAGAUAAGAAGAUAUAUAUGUUAAGAGAAAAUGAGAAAGCGAAGUAAAAAUAGGAAAAGAGAAAAUAAAGAAAGAAACGUCAACACACAUGUACAAGCAAAAUAAAAAAAUGUAUAUGGAGAUGUGUGAAUCGACGAGCGAACCCAAUUCCUUUUCCAUUCGUUUCGAAUCUGUCGUUUGCCUCGUAUCGCUCGACUUAUUUUCCUAGAGUGCAUACACAAGAGUCGGACCGGAGAAAAGAUGCGCCGAGGGGCUAAAGAACUUGUGAACUAGACAGGUGGCUGCUCCGGACGCUCGCUCUUAGCGCUCGAUAUCACAACAAGACUGAAUAUCAUUGAAAUUUAUUUAAUUCCCAGCUGAAAAUAAUGAGAUCAAUGACACACAUGCACGCAGACACACACCAGGUUCGCCGACGAGGCUCUAGGACAUUCUCGUCAACGAUUUUGUAUAGAAAAUUUACCGUUAAUUAAUACGAUUAGUGAUUGGGAUAAAAAUUAUAAGAAUACAUAGUCAACUUUUAAAGUUACAAAUGUAUAUUAUGCAUAUAUAAACAUAAAUUACCGUCUCAUUGCGAAAUUGUCAUCGGUUUAUUUUAUACACGUAUAAUAUGCACACAAUGUAAAUAAUAAUAAUAAUUGUAGUAAUUUAUGUACAGCGAAUCGAGUCGAAAAGAGAAUAGAGAGUGACGUGGGGACUAGAUGCAGUAAUCGGGACGUCCUUGUUUCGAUAUAUCGUUGCGUAACUUCCCGGGGAAAUCAUCCUCGCGUGGCAGAGUUUGCUUUGCUCACCGUCAAGCCCACCGACAUCUGUAACGGUAUCGUUAACGGACACAUAUAUGCACAAUACCUGAAAAUUUAUAAUAAUAAUUACGAUAGUCGUUGGGUUACGAAAUUUGUCCGUUCAGUUUCCCGAGUUUUCCGCUGACCCCCAUCUGAUUUUACGUUCUCGCGAAAAGUUUACUGGGCAUUGAGUGUGCGUGUGUUUUUUUUGUCACUAUUAUUUUUCUCUAUUGUAUUUGUUUAUAUUUAUAUUGUGUUUGUCUUAAGUUAUUAAUUCAUGGUCGUUUAUAUUUAUUGAUAUAUAUAUAUAUAAUAUUUAUUAUUUGUAAGGAAAAUAAGUCUUUGAUAAUUUUACGAGCCAAAAGUAUAUAUUUAUAAAUAUUGUACGUGCGUUAAUAGUUUCAAAUUAAUAGUUUGUUAUUGAAUAUAUGUUUUUUUUUUUUUUAAUUAAUUUAAUAUUUGGUGAAUCUAUAGUCAAUUUAAAACUCCAUAAAUGAACGUCUCAGACAUUCCGAUGCAUAAUGUUAAAUAAAUUCUCGUCACAGUUAGAGUACUAUUUUUUAUGCUGGAUAAUCUACAUUCGUAGCACGUGCAGAAUGAGAAGAAGAAGAAGAAGAGUAAAAAAAUAAAAAAAUAAGACUAAGGAGUAAGAAGACGGCAGAGCACAAGUAUAAGAUCGGCGAGAAUAAAAAAAGAUGUAAUAAAAAAAAUGGCACAGCCCUAAAUGGGAUUCCAAUGGGAAUUGAGAAAAAUACAUCUUAACGUCUUCAUUCGUGCGUAACGUUUAUUUAGAUGAGUUAAAUAACUAGUUUAUUUAAAUAACCGAUUAUCAUAAUUAUCAACAUUAUCUCGCUCUCGACAAUCUAACGAUUAAACAACGUUAUUAUUUUGUCAAGUAAAGUAAGAAAUGGGAGUGAUGAACGAUGCUAGUCAAUUAGUACCGACGAGUUGGUAUUAGAGAGCCAUUUAACGGUGGUACCUUUAAAAACUUUAGCUAUCACGGCGUAAUCCACUUGAGGUCCUUGCCGAAAAGAGAACAAGUCAGUGAGCCCUCACAGACACACACACACACAGCCACCUUACACCUUUAUGAUAUAGAGACAAAGAAGUGAGCAGGGAAAUUCUCGAGGGUGAAUUGGCAUCACAAAGCGUAAGAGAACAGUGGUCGGUGGCGAACGACACGUUGCUGCUGGUACUGGUACUGGUUCUGGUACUGGUAUAGAUAUACUAGCACAUCUAGAACCACAUCUACAUCUACAACUACAACUACAACUGGUAUAACAACAACUGGUACUACUGCUGCCGCUGUAUAGGAGCGUUGGAGUAAUUACGUGUGAAUAAUUAAAUCUCUACCGCUUGCUCAAACGAAACAAGAGUAGAGAGAGAGUAGAUAACCAUCGGCCGACAAACGCCGCCCGGGAUACUCUUCUGGCUAUAAUGUAAUAUAAACCCAUACUACCACACUACCAACUGAUUCUUUAAGUAAACCGAGUGUAGUGUAGUGUAGUGUAUAACGAAACCUCUACUCGCUGUUGUUUAAACUUUGUUCAACUUUAUACCUCUUAGACGUCGAAUAUAAAUAUAUAUAUAUAAAUAUAUGAAUAUAAAUUUGAAUAUUUAUGGAUGUAUCGUCAUUAAAUGACGUAGAAAACGAUUGAAUAGUCAUAUUUAGAGUUCUCUAUUAUCACACAGAUAUUACCGUUAUCGUAUUCAGCAAAUGGUCAAACUAAACAUUACGUUUAUUAUUUAUACUCGUCUAUGAUUUUAACGAUAUUGUGUUAUUAUUAUUGUUAUUUAUAUUAUUAUCAAUAUUAUUGUCAUUAUUAAUAUUAUUAUUAUUAUUAUUAUUGUGUACAGAGUGCAUUAAAGUGUGAAUAUAGAGGAAGAGUGGAGCGUACUCGCGUGCUUUCACGUGAUAAUAUUAUUAUUUAUUGUACUAUUGUUAGGGUAUUUAUUGAAUACUGCCAAACGGAUUAAAAAAAAAUGUUUAUAAAUAUAUAUUUUACUAUAAAGGCAACGCGCUCUGGUAUUGUAACGAUCUUUCGCUAAAUAAAUUAAGUGUUGCUGAGACCGCGAGGCGCGAUACUGAUAUCUAUGUGCAGCUAUGGGAGUUAUGCCAAAAUUUUAAUCUCCAUUAAUAUCGAUAUCGAUGUCGGUAAUUAUUAUUUUGUUUAUCGGGGUUUUGUUUAUCGCCUGUCUCAUCAAUACCGAUACUUAAUGGUCCUUACGUAAUUAUUAUUAAUUAAGGCCGCGAAUAUUAUUUAGAACGAGAGAUAUUCCAUGCACAUUUAUUCAUGAUUCUGAAGUUAGCGGACAGUUUUUAAUUUUUGGAUUUAUUUUUCGAAUAUUCAAUUUGAAAAAUAAGGAAAAAGAAAAAAAUGCACGUAUAGGAAAUUUAAAAAACUAUAGGUGCAAUUUUUUGAAAUAUUUUUUUUUUAAUAAUUUAUCGUUUUUCAAAAACAUAAAAAUAUUUUGUCGGAGAAUUUCAGUAUCAUAUUUAUAUGAUCCUGUAGUUAGCAGACUUAAAAAUUUAUUGAUUUAUUUUUCAACAAUUCAAUUUCAAAAAUUAAAAAAUGCACAUGUAGAAAAUUUAAAAAAUUACAGGUGCAAUUUUUUGAAAUAUUGUUUUUUUUUUAUAAUUUAUCGUUUUUCAAAAAUCUAAAAAUUAUUUGUCGGAGAAUUUCAGUAUCAUAUAUAUAUGAUCCUGGAGUUAGCAAACUUAAAAAUUUUUGAAUUUAUUUUUCAAAUAUUCAAUUUAAAAAAAAAAAAUGCACAUGUAGAAAAUUUAAAAAACUAUAGGUGCAAUUUUUUAAAAUAUUAAUUUUUUCAUAAUUUAUCGUUUUUCAAAAAUCUAAAACUUGUUAGUCGGCUAAUUUCAGUAUCACAUUUAUUCCGAUGGUUACGCGCACUACUUUACAAAUUGUCUUCUAUAUAGUUAUUAUAUUUAAAUAUUAAAUAAAUAAAAUUUGUCUGUAUGAGUGGACACUGAUCUCUGGAAAAAGUUUAAGUUCUUUGUAAAAAAAAAUUUGUAUAUAGUCUAUAGAUACGCGAGUUGUAUCUGAUAGGAGGAAUGUGGGAGAGUAAAAUGUGUGAAUGCGAAUGAACAUUUGAUGGAGGAGAAAAGGAAAGGGUUGAAAGAAAAGCGAGAAGGUAAAAAUGCUGGUGAGAUAGAGUAAGAUCGAUAUAAAAAAAAAGUAAACCGGUGUGUAUCUGGACAGCCAGCGAGUGAAAGACAGAGCCAGAGGUAUGAGACGAGUAUAAAAUAUUGAUGAUAAAUUGUCGGUGUUCUUGUCACACGUCGUUUAAACUAACGACACGUAUCAAUUUUUCUGCUCACUCGGUCAAUUCUACCCGCGCAUACUUACACUGCCGGGUAUAAUUUUUAAAAAUACCCUUUUCCAUUUCUAUAUUUUCAUUCUUAGCUCUUUUACUAAACGCGCAGAUGGAAAAAUUUAUUAUCCAUCAUUUAUUUUUUUUAUGUCCUACAACUCGUGUGCACUUGCGCUCACUUACAUUACAUUAAUACUUUGUCGUAUCGCUUUGUCGCUGGUUCACAAGCCGCCGUCGCUUUCCAACAUAACCGACUCGCAGGUGUCGUUACGUUAUUUGCACUAUGCUAUGUAUAUAUCUAUAUAUAAAUAUAUAUAUAAGCAACACGCGCAUUUUACCCUGCCGACGUCCAUCUCAGUCUUUUUCUUUCUCUCCUCUCUCUCUCUCUCUCUCGCUCUCUUGGAGUCCUUACUCGCUGUUAUGUACUUUGUGAGAGAACGAGAGUAAAAUAAAAGAAGCUUAUAUAUUAUACUCCCAUCUGCGUCCUCGCGAGACUUGCAAUCCCCGACUGCCACAGCUUUUUUUUCAUUUACUCGCGCAUUCGCGCUCAACAGAGAAUACCUACUUACUUAAUUUAUUUUUUUUUCUUUUAUAUAUACGUACAUGAAAAAAAGAUUUUUUGGUGUAAGAAAUAUUUUGCACUAUGAAUUGAAGACAAAAAUUCUCUUAGAACUAGAAAAAUUUCUUGAUCUAAGAAAGUUUUAUUUUCAUCUUCUAAUGUAAAAAGUUUCUUGGGACAGGGAAAAAUUUACUCAGAAAUAGAAAAAAUUUUCUAUUAAAUAGAAUAAAUUUUCUAUUUUCAUUUUCCGGUACAAAAAAUUUCUUAGGACAUAGGAAAAUUUUUCCUUGACCCAAGAAAAUUUCCUAUUUUCAUUUUCUAAUACAAAAAAUUUCUUAGAAUACGGGAAAAUUUUUUCUUGACCCAAGAAAAUUUUGUAUUUUAAUUUUCUGAUGCAAAAAAUUUCUUGGGACAAAAAAAAUUUUCUUAAAAUUAGAAAAAAUUUGUCGAUGGAAAAAAUUCUUUCUUGACCCAAGAAAAUUUUUAUUUUCAUUCUCUAAUGCAAAAAAUUUCUCGGGACAGGUGAAAAUUUUUUUUGAAAUGAGUAAAAAAUUUUUUUCACCAAGAAAUCAUUUUUUUCUGUGCAUAUAUAUUUUAUUCAUAAUAAUUUUGUGGUAAAAAAAAGUUUAAUAGAAUACUUAAAAUUUUUUGCAAGUUUCGCGAGCCAGUGGUAUCAUAAAAUGUAAAUAAAUUUCCGUACGUGUACAGAUGUAUGCUUAAAAAUAAAUAUAUUUAUAUUAUAAACCUAUAAUUAUUAUUAUUACGAUAAAUUGUAAUAUUAUGAUAAUAAUUUAUCUUACCGUCAGUCAAAAAAAAAAAAAUAUCCACAAGCCAAAGAAGUGGAGCUAGUAAAGUUUAUUGAUAAUAAAUAUAUAUUGUAAUAAUAAAUAAAUGAAAA
Microplitis mediator is the source of this 7845-nucleotide messenger RNA. RefSeq names its product protein rhomboid (gene stet). Lineage: Eukaryota; Metazoa; Arthropoda; Insecta; Hymenoptera; Braconidae. The transcript has 9 exons. The record is from RefSeq and is a predicted model, not a curated record. Gene Ontology annotation, cellular component: membrane. The coding region runs from base 527 to 1780 and encodes 417 amino acids. Gene Ontology annotation, molecular function: serine-type endopeptidase activity.